Messenger RNA from Diachasma alloeum, 489 nucleotides. RefSeq lists its product as uncharacterized. The transcript has a single exon. The record is from RefSeq and is a predicted model, not a curated record. Bases 1 to 489 code for a protein of 162 amino acids. NCBI's taxonomy places the organism in Eukaryota, Metazoa, Arthropoda, Insecta, Hymenoptera, Braconidae.
AUGAUCGAUGCUCGACUCAUCUUGAAGCAGCAGACAGAGCACGUAGGUAUGAAGGCGUCUGGGGUCAGAGCAUCCCUAUCACGCCUCAUGCCAAACGUAGGAGGAGCUAAGCAGAGGAGAAGAGCGUUACUAUCGUCGGUGGUCACGUCGGUGCUUACGUAUGGCAUUGCCAUCUGGGAUGACGCGCUGCAUACGCCGAUAUCACGGAGGAAGGUGGCACCAGUCUACCGACUGAGCGCCCUCAUAGUUGCCAAAGCAUAUCGCACUGUGUCCGAGGAUGCAGUAUGUGUUAUCGCCGGGAUGCUGCCCAUUGAAGUGUUAGCCGAGGAACGAAGAUCCCUGUACCGGCGGAGAGGAUCGGAUACACUGCGUGCAGCAGAGCUCAGGGCAGAAGACGAAAUAGCUUGCACCGAUGAGAGCUCCAGUGGGACGCCUCGAGGAGCGGGAGAUGGACUCACCGUUUUAUCCCGCAGGUGCAUGCCUGGUUAA